AUGGAAAAACCUCAACCGUCCCCAGAGAGCAGCAGUGAGGAAUGCACCGUCCUGGAAGCCCCGCCCCCCGACCCCAACGGCUGCCUGCUCCACACUGGAAAGGUGGUGGAGCUGUACUGCAGUGAGUGCUCCUGUGCGGUGUGUGACGACUGUAUCAGUGGGGACCAUGAGGGGCACUCGACCGCCCCCAUCGGGCCGGCCCUGGAACUGCAGCGCACCGCCCUUAAGGACAGACUGGAGUCAGCCAAGACAAGACUUCCUCAGAUCUCAGACACGCUGUCGUUGGUUAAGGAGAUUCUGCAGCAGCUGACCAAUCAGAGAACGUCCAUCGAGGAGGACAUCCAGUCCAGCUUUGAGGAUCUUCACAAACAGCUGGACGUCAGGAAGAGCGUCCUGAUGAUGGAGCUGGAGGUCACCUACGGCCUGAAACAGAAGGUGCUGCAGGCCCAGGUGGACAGCCUGUUGCGGGGGGAGGGGGACAUCCAGGACAGCUGUACCCAGACAGAGGAGACCUUGGCUGGGGAGGCCUGCGCCGCGAGCCUGCAGGCUGAGCAAGGCCUGGCGGAGCGGCUGGAAGAGUUGACCAAUCAGGGCCUGCCGUGUCACCCGGAGGAGAACGACCAGCUGGACCUUAUCCUGGAGACAGAUGGCCUGAGGAAGUCCAUCCACAACCUGGGGGCAGUUGUGAGCACCAGUGCGGUGGCGAGCCAGAGUGAGGCUAUGGGAGCAGGUCUGGAGCAGUGCAUUGUGGGACAGCCGGCCUCUGUUACCAUAGUGACCAGAGACAAAUCAGGAGGAGCAUGCAGAAGUGGCAAUGCACUACUCUCAGCGGAGGUAUUCACCCCAGACGGCAGCAUGGUGGACGGUGAUAUCCUGGACCAUAAGAACGGGACGUAUGAGUUUAUUUACACACUGCCCAAGGAAGGACACUUCUCAUUGGCUCUCCGGCUCUAUGACCAACACAUCAAAGGAAGUCCCUUCAAACUGACCGUCAGAAGACCAUGUGACAUAGACCCUGACGUGUCCUCCCCUCCCACCACCACAGCUACCAGCUCGGCGGCCAACGCCACCCCAUCCACAGGCUCCUCCGAGGGGGCCAAGCGCCGAGGAAAGUCCCCUGCUCAGAAGAAGAAGGCCUCCAAGAGAGCAAGCAGCGCACUGGGCACGCCCAGACGCAAAACACACAACCCUAUAGAGGAUGACCUCAUCUUUAGGAUAGGGUCCAAGGGGAGAAACAGAGGAGAGUUUACUAACCUUCAGGGCGUUGCAGCUUCCUCCACUGGGAAAAUACUGAUCGCUGACAGCAACAACCAGUGUGUUCAGAUUUUCUCCAACGAAGGAGAGUUUAAGAGCCGGUUUGGGGUCAGAGGUCGGUCGCCAGGGCAACUGCAGCGUCCUACAGGCGUGGCGGUGCACCCCAGCGGUGACAUCAUCAUCGCCGACUAUGACAACAAGUGGGUCAGCAUCUUCACCAGCGACGGCAAGUUCAAGGCCAAGCUGGGCUCCAGCAGGCUGAUGGGGCCCAAGGGCGUGACGGUGGAUCAUAAUGGUCACGUGAUCGUCGUAGACAACAAGUCCUGCACCGUCUUCAUCUUCCAGCCCACCGGGAAGCUCAUCUCCAAGUUUGGUAGCCGUGGCAACGGGGACAAGCAGUUUGCAGGUCCCCACUUUGCUGCUGUCAACAACAACAAUGAGAUCAUCGUGACGGACUUCCACAACCACUCCGUCAAGGUGUUUACACCGGACGGGGAGCUGGUCCUGAAGUUCGGGUCGAACGGCGAGGGGAACGGGCAGUUCAACGCUCCCACCGGCGUCGCCGUGGAUACCAACGGAAACAUCAUAGUGGCGGACUGGGGCAACAGCAGAAUACAAGUGUUCGACGGGAGCGGCUCCUUCCUGUCCUACAUCAACACGUCUGCGGACCCCCUGUACGGCCCCCAGGGCCUGGCCCUCACCUCCGCCGGCCACGUGGUGGUCGCCGACUCUGGGAACCACUGCUUCAAAGUCUACCGCUACCUGCAGUAG
Messenger RNA from Gadus chalcogrammus (walleye pollock), 2025 nucleotides. It is a transcript of the gene trim2b, whose product is annotated as tripartite motif containing 2b. Lineage: Eukaryota; Metazoa; Chordata; Actinopteri; Gadiformes; Gadidae. The record is from RefSeq and is a predicted model, not a curated record. Gene Ontology annotation, biological process: protein polyubiquitination; proteasome-mediated ubiquitin-dependent protein catabolic process; negative regulation of translation. Gene Ontology annotation, molecular function: translation repressor activity; protein binding; ubiquitin protein ligase activity. The transcript has 13 exons. The coding region runs from base 1 to 2025 and encodes 674 amino acids.